GGUUCUUCAGCAAUGCAUUGGUGAGGAAGGGACAAAAAAUGGGCAACACAUCGUCCAUGCUCACGCAGUACGAUAUUGAGGAGGUCCAGAGCCACUGCAAAGGAAUCUUCUCGCAGAGAGAAAUCAUCUCUUUGUACGAAAGGUUUUGCAUUUUGGAUCGCUCUGGCAAAGGCUUCAUCCUCGAGGACGAGUUCAUGGCAGUUCCCGAGUUUGCAUUGAAUCCUCUAGCUCAGAGACUCCUCAGGAUACUCGAGGGCGUGAAUUUCAAGGAAUUUGUUCUGCUGCUGUCGGCAUUCAGUCCCCGAGCCAGCUUCAAGGAGAAGAUGGAGUUCAUUUUUAAGGUGUAUGAUUCCGAUGGCGAUGGGAAAGUGACAACAAGUGACAUAUUGGGAGUCCUUCGUGAUCUUUCUGGUUCUUUCCUCACCGAGAAGCAGCGAGAGCAAGUCGUGAUCCAAGCGCUGGAUCAAGCAGGGUUCUCAUCUGGCUGCAUGCUCACUUACGAAGACUUCGUGAAGGUGCUUGUCAAGGCAAAUCUUAAAAUGGAGGUGGAAGUUCCUGUGGAUUGAGCACGAAGAAACAAUGCACGAUCCCACUAGUCCAAGCAUCUCCAUGAGAGAGGAUCGUUGCGUGAGUUUAGAUAAUGUCUCAGUAAAAGCAGUGUGUAAUCUUAUGUCUUGAGUGAGUUCCAAAAUGGCAGGGUCGUGAGGAGUCCGGUUCAUCAAAGAAACUCUGGAAAUAAUUCAGCGUUUUCAAAAAAGCGGUGCUUGCAAGCUGAUUUAUUUUUACUUUUCUAAAUCACAAAUUCUAAACUCAGAAAAAUAACCUUAACGAA
Molecule: messenger RNA, 832 nt
Organism: Selaginella moellendorffii
Lineage: Eukaryota; Viridiplantae; Streptophyta; Lycopodiopsida; Selaginellales; Selaginellaceae
Product: calcineurin subunit B
Exons: 6
Coding region: 39-566 (175 amino acids)
Molecular function (GO): calcium ion binding
Source: RefSeq, a predicted model, not a curated record